Symbiodinium sp. CCMP2456 is the source of this 3867-nucleotide messenger RNA. The record is from the annotation of a GenBank genome assembly. NCBI's taxonomy places the organism in Eukaryota, Dinophyceae, Suessiales, Symbiodiniaceae.
GCUAUCCUUCAGAUCCGACUUGAGGACCGAGAAGUCCUUGUGCUCUCCGGUGCCGACCUUAAGGAUUACUACUACCACUUCGUUAUCAGUCGCCAGCGCUUGUUGAGGAAUGCACUCGCGGGCUCCGUCAGCGAGGCCACUGCCCGGACCUUCAGCUGCUUCGAGAGUCAUCUCAUCGGAAAAGGCCCCUUUCGUGCCGCGCUCAACAGUAUGGCGAUGGGCGACCUCAACAGCGUUGAGUUCGGACAGCUUUCUCAUCUUUCACUCAGUUUGCAAGCGGAUGUUUUCCGUCCGGAGGAGAUGCUGACUCUGAAGUCCCGGGCCCCGAGAACACCCAUUGCAGGCGGAGUCGUGAUUGAUGACCUGUUCCUUGCUGAGAAGAUGGACCGUUCUCAGGUCGGUGAGCUGGGAAAAGGAACGAGCGCGGGGGCCCUCCGUCUCAAGCGAGCUGAGAAAGCCUAUGUCGAAGGCGGUCUGCUUCAGAAUUUCAAGAAGUCCUUCAGCGAGCAGCUGAAAGCUGAAGUGUGGGGGGCUGAGAUAGACGGAGAUGCCGGGACCUGCCGGCCGCUCACUUCCAGGCUGAUCCCCGUGAUCUCGAUCACCGUGGACAUCCUACAAACUAAGGAGGUGUUCAAGGCUCCCCGCUGGCUGGACGAGCACAAGGCUUUUCGAAUCUGGCCAGCCUUGGAGGAGCUGCCCGGUGGGGACCAGUUCGGUUACCAUCCUGUGUGGCAGACCCUGUUCAGGUCUGUGAAGUUCAACGAGGUUUGGAGGAGGCGGAUAUGGAGGCCCCGGCACAUCAACGUCCAUGAGUUGCGAACCUUACUGGCGGCCGAACGCCGCCGCGGCUUGCAGUGUCCUGCUUCUAGCGUCGUGAGUGCCAGUGACUCUCAGGUGUCGUUAGGGGCCGUGCUCAAGGGGCGGUCAGCCUCGCCCAGACUCAACGGGAUUCUUCGGCAAAGCUUACCCGAGCACCUGUCUGCUGACAUUAGCGGGAUCUAUGCCUACGUAGGAACUUCCGACAACCCCGCUGAUGACCCCACGAGGCAUGCCAAAGUCCGCGACCCUCGCGAAGCCAUGCCCCGAUGGAUGGAGCACGCCCUCGGCGGCAUGUUCGACGAGCUGGAGGAGUUCUUGCGGAGCUACGACCUGGACACGGUCAGCAUGCUGGGGCUCCCGCCUUUCGAGAGCAUCGUCCCCCUCGCCGUGCCAGCGCCGAAGCCCUCCCGAGAAGAUGCUAGGGCUCUUUUUCUACGGGAGCUGGGGAAGCCUGGGGAGCCCCUCGAAGCUGAGGCUCUCGCCAGGUCUCUUCUGCUUCGUGCCACCUUGACUGCCGAGAACCUCUUGGAGCUCAGCCGCCUUCUCCCUCGGGAGGCGCCUGCUCGGGGGCCCGGAGAUGCCGAAGCCGGUUCCUUCAGUGGUGGAGCUUUCGUUCACGGCGGCGUGACUGGCGUCCGUCGCAACAGCAGGAGUUUUCCCUCGUCCGAGCAGGUCGUCGCGAAGUUUGCGGCCGAGCACUACCCGGACCACGAGUACACCAGCUUCGUCUUCCUGACCAACUUGAAGACGCCGGCCCACCGGGACUCCCACAACAGUGCCUCCAGCUUGAACAUGAUUGUCAAACUCAGCCCCUUCUCUGGGGGCGAGAUAUGGGUCGCCGACUCGGGUGGAGAGGAGGUUGAGACCAUCAACGGAAAGGAGGUCCGUGGGCGAAACCUUGCUUUCGACAAUGGCGUGGUUUUCCUCCGCCCCCGCUCGUGGCACCUCACUCGGGAGUGGAGUGGCGAGCGAGUGGUCCUGGUCUUCUACUGCAUUCGGGACUACUUGAAGCUUGCCCGGGCCGAUGCAGAGCUCUUGUCUGCAGCCGGCUACAACCUCCCGAAGGACAUGUACAAAAAGUUUCGAUCUUUGAAGCCGCCGCCUGUGUCCGCUUCGGCCGGCCCAGUCGGAUCUUUGGUAGCAAGGAAAGAUUAUGAGUUAGAGCAGCGGCGCCGCGUCGACGAGACGGCGUGCGAAGGCUGUGUGUUUGACCUCCACCCUCACAUCACGGACGUCUUGCUCAAGUUUGACUCCGAGCAAUUUGUCCUUCCGAAAAAGAGCAGAAAGAGACUUUCUGAGCUGUUGCUCCGCCCCGGCUACUUGGACCUCUACUCCGGCAGCGCGGGGGUGGCGCACGAGCUUGCAGCAGCCAGCGGGACAUGGGUCCUGACCUUCGACUACGCCCGCUCCGCUGCCGAGGACCUCCUUGAGCCCGGGCUUCAGCAGACGCUCCUGGAGCUGACUCGACUUCGUGCGUUUGCGGGCCUGGGUGCCGGGCCUGUGUGUUCUUCCUUUUCUCGGGCGAUACGGCCCCCGGUCAGAGACAAAGCUAACCCCUUGGGACUGCCGGGCCUUCGCUCCAGCAUGUACGCUAAGGUCAUGGAGGGCAACCAGCACGCCGAGUUUGUUGCCGCCCUCGUCUCAGAGUUUCAGCUCCUGUCCCUCCCCUACUGGGUCGAGAACCCCCACGGAAGCUACUUUUGGGAAGUGCCAUCCAUCAAGAACCUGCUCGGGGAACCUUGGAGGGACUCUUGCUGGGUGUUGGACUACUGCGCGUUCGGCACUGCUUGGAGAAAACGGACGCGGUUCUUCGUUGGACGUGAGCUAGGCGGACAAGAGGUCCGCUGCCCUGGGUGCAGAGAGCAUCAACGACUGGUGGGCUAUUCUAGCUACCACCGCCGGCAGUGGACCAAGGUCGCCGAAGUUUACCCCCGGGCGGUCAACUCUUUGCUGGCACACCACUUGGCGAACUCGAGCCGCCCCGUUGGUCUACGGAAGCGCCUGGACCUGGCUGCUUGCGCUCGCUGUUUGGGAGCACGGAUAGGAGAGGCAACAAACCCUGGACCUCGACCCCGGCAACCCCACCAUGGCUCUCUGGAGGAGGUCAACCUCGUCACCGAGACCACCGUGAAGCUGCAGAACCGUGUCCUCGCUGACUUCGAGGGUUGGUUGCGUUCAGGGCUUAGCGACUCUGCUCUUAGUAGCCUCUCUAGCUGCGCCAUGGCCUACUGCACCAUGAUCCGGGCCUACGGAGACCACCUCUACCGCAGCAAGGGCCCCAUGUAUGUUUACCGCCACCUGCUGGCUUACAUGCAAAAGAAUCGGCUGGGGCUGCGACCUUACCUCCCUAUGGCUUGGGAUCUGCUGUCGCGCUGGGAAAGAGUCGAGCCUGUCCAGCACCGAGUUCCUAUGCCCGAGGCCCUAUAUAAAGCGAUGUUUGCUUUAGGACUGCUGCGCGGAUGGUUUCGCUGGUGCUCUAUCUUUGGCAUAGCCUAUCACGGCAUCGCCAGGGCAGGAGAGCCUCUGCGAGCCCUCCGAAAGGAUCUUCUGCUUCCUUCCGACACUUUGUCGCCGCUAGCGACAGGGUCUUUCAUGGCUGUGCGAGGCCCGAAGACUGCUUACCGAGGGAAAGGACGGGUCCAGCAUCUCUGCAUAAAGGAUGCCAGCUUCAGCGCUUUUCUGGAAUACGUGUACAGUCGCGUGCCUCCGGAAGAGAGGCUCUACCGAGGCUCAGCCUCCGCCUUUCGGAAACGCUGGGACGAGCUGCUUCUUCUGCUGUCGGUUCCGAAAGCCGCUGGCCUCACGCCUGGAGGGCUCCGAGGCGGAGGUGCCGUGAAGGCUUAUAAGGAAGGCGUCGGAAUACAAGAUUUGAUGUGGAGGAUGCGGGUCAGACAUGCUGUCACCUUGGAGUCCUAUCUUCAAGAAGUGGCGGCCCUCUCGGUCGUGCCGAAGCUCCCGCCCGAGAGCCGACGCCGUGUCACUGCUGCUUGUGUCUUCUACCAACCGGCUUUGCUCGCCUUCUCUACAGCAGUGGUUAACGCUUUCUAA